AUAAUUAUGAAAGUCCUCUUAUCUAAGAUCCUGUGUUUCUUAAAAAAAACAUUCUAAUCCUCGAUCCUCUCCUCCAGUCCCCCGCCCCCGCCAGUCUUCCGCCUUCGCAGCGUUCCAGACUUGCAGAGUUGCAUUCCGCAAUCUCGAAUUGUUCUAGGCGGCAGGCGCCUCCAGACUCCACGGCUCCAUCUUGUCAGCUUCUCUGACUCCAGGAUCCACAAGAAGUUUGCUGUUUAUAUGAAAUGAAGAGCUAUUGGCAACGGAAAGAGCUACCUUUUCUCAUACUAUAUGCUAUUGCUUUCUAUGCUAUCAUUAUCCAUCGGGCUCUCCAACUCUCUAGGGUUCACUAUACCCAGCUUCAUGGAAUGCAGCACAGUUGGAUCAUCCAUGGACUAAAUGAUGCUUCCGAUGCACAAUGGAGACAUUUUAGAGGGAACCUACCAAUUCUUACCUUGGUUUUUGCAAUCUUUACUGUAGUAGCUACUGUAUGUAGAACAUAUGGUCUUAAGGCAAAGGGGAUGUCCAUUAUCUGGCUUCUCAUUUCAUUGGCUUACUUAUCAUAUCUUCAUGGUACUUGCCUUUUAUACGUUUUUUCAAUUGCUUCUGGCAAUUAUUUAAUAGUAAAGAUAUGUGGAAGGACAAAAUUUGUCUUUGUGUUGUGGAUAUAUAAUCUGGCAUUUCUUGUAUGUAACCGGGUUUAUGAUGGAUAUCCCUUCUCAUCUUUUGGGCAACGUUGGGCCUAUUUGGACAACUACCGAGGAACCUUCAGGUGGCAUAUCUGCUUUAAUUUCGUUGUCCUGCGAAUGCUUAGUUUUGGCUAUGACUACCACUGGGCAGAUAAAAGUAAGCACUUUGAUGAAGAGAAGCACCUCCAUCACUGUGAAAAGUGUUCAUCAGGAAGAACAUGCUAUCUGCUAUUACAGGAGAGAACCUUGCAGGAUGAUAAGUUCUCCAUUGCUACCUACUUGUGUUAUUUGUUUUAUGCUCCCCUCUACAUCGCAGGUCCUAUAAUUAGCUUCAAUGCAUUUGCCUCCCAGAUGGAUGCUCCUCAGAAGACUUACCUACUACGCGAUGUAGUUUAUUAUGGAUUUCGCUGGGUAUUAAGCUUGUGUCUUAUGGAAUUAAUGACACAUUUCUUUUACUUCAAUGCCUUUGCAGUUAGUGGAAUGUGGAAAUAUUUAUCACCAAUGGAUGUCUUCAUCAUCGGGUACGGAGUACUAAAUUUCAUGUGGCUCAAGUUUUUCCUGAUCUGGCGUUAUUUCCGGUUCUGGUCGCUGGUAAAUGGUAUUGAGCCACCUGAGAAUAUGCCUAGGUGCAUCAAUAAUUGCUACAAUUUGCAAACAUUUUGGAAAAACUGGCAUGCUUCCUUUAAUAAAUGGCUUGUCAGAUAUAUGUAUAUUCCUCUGGGAGGUUCAGGUAGAAAGUUGCUAAAUGUAUGGGUGAUCUUCACAUUUGUUGCUAUUUGGCAUGAUCUAGAGUGGAAGCUGCUUUCAUGGGCUUGGUUGACGUGCUUGUUCUUCAUACCAGAAAUGGUGGUCAAAUCAACAGCAUAUGCCUUCAAGGCGGAAAGUGCUUUUGGUGAGCUUUUCUACUAUGAACUCAAUGCUGUUGCUGGUGCUGUUACCAUCACUUGUCUUAUGAUCGCCAAUCUUGUUGGUUUUGUGAUAGGACCAUCAGGGAUCAACUGGUUAUCAGCUGUCUUCUUAACAAAAAAAGGGCUGCCAGUUUUAUGUGCCAUGCUUGUGACAUUUUAUAUUGGGACUAAGCUCAUGUUACAUAUAUCUGACUCCAAGAAAAGGAAACUUCAAAAGUAGAUUAUGCAAAUAUUUGUGCUGAAGUACACUCUAAUUGCAUAUUUCCGGAGGCAUGUAUAGUGCUUUUGUAUCAUUGACCACGCAGGUGUGAUAUUUACUCCCCUUAAUGUGCAGACUGAAAUAUUCUAUCCAUUGGUAAUAAAUUAAAUUCACCAACCUUCCGGUCUUCAUUUGCUCUUUUCGAAUUCUUGCUUCGUUUAAAAAAACAUAGUGAGACAUUCAUGUCAAGUGUCCAUUAUUAAAUUCCUUAAAUAUAAAUGAAGCAUCCUUAACUACUGCUUCUAAUGUUCAGAUUCUGUGUCUCUUGUAUUAAGAGUUAAGACUAUCAUCACUUCUACGUUUUUAACCUUUA
Cuscuta epithymum is the source of this 2166-nucleotide messenger RNA. The record is from the annotation of a GenBank genome assembly. Lineage: Eukaryota; Viridiplantae; Streptophyta; Magnoliopsida; Solanales; Convolvulaceae.